AUGAACAUUCAUGUUUGGUUAUUUUCCCUCCUCCUCCUCACUGUAAUCCCAAGUAUCUCUCAUCAAUACGCGUGUGACAAGAAUGAUUCUACCACGAGCAACUUCGCCUUCUGUAACACGUCUUUGUCAUAUGCAGAUCGAGCAAAGGAUCUAGUUUCGCGCCUGAAUCUCACAGAAAAGGUGCAACAAUUAGUCAACAAAGCCACAGGCAUAUCAAGGCUUGGUAUCCCGGCCUAUGAAUGGUGGUCCGAGGCCCUUCAUGGAGUAUCUAACACGGGACCUGGUGUACAUUUCAAUGAAACGGUGCCUGGCGCUACUAGUUUUCCAUCAGUUAUUCUUUCAGCUGCAAGUUUUAAUUCUUCCCUGUGGUACAUUUUGGGACAAGUUGUGUCGACUGAGGGUCGAGCAAUGUACAAUGUGGGAUUGGCUGGACUGACAUUCUGGAGUCCUAAUGUGAACGUGUUUCGUGAUCCUAGAUGGGGACGGGGUCAGGAGACUCCAGGGGAGGACCCUCUUGUAGUUGCAAAAUAUGCUGUCAAUUAUGUUCGAGGUUUGCAAGAAACGGGACAGGAGGGAAAUUUUAGCAGUGAAAGUCUUAAAGUUUCGAGUUGUUGCAAGCAUUAUACUGCCUAUGAUGUCGAUAACUGGAAAGGCGUUGAUCGAUUUCACUUUGACGCUAAGGUGACACCACAGGAUUUGGAGGAUACAUUUCAGCCACCAUUUAAGAGCUGUGUAGAAGAGGGACAUGUGAGCAGUGUAAUGUGUUCAUACAACAGGGUGAAUGGAAUUCCUACUUGUGCUGAUCCAAAUCUUCUUAAAGGAGUAAUCAGAGGGCAAUGGGGUCUAGAUGGAUACAUUGUUUCAGAUUGUGAUUCUAUCGAGGUUUAUUACGAUUCUAUAAAUUACACUGCCACACGGGAGGAUGCUGUUGCACUUGCCCUCAAAGCAGGUUUGAAUAUGAAUUGUGGAGAUUUUCUAGGCAGGUACACAGAGAAUGCAGUGAAAUUAAGCAAGGUGGAUGAAUCAAUUGUAGAUCAGGCUCUAAUAUACAACUACAUAGUACUAAUGAGACUUGGUUUCUUUGAUGGAGACUCCAAAAUGCUUCCAUUUGGAAAAUUGGGACCGUCUGAUGUAUGCACAGAAGAUCACAAAUUGUUGGGUGUUGAAGCUGCAAAACAGGGAAUAGUGUUGCUAGAAAACAAUGGGAUUCUGCCUUUGUCUAAAAAUGACACAAAAAAUUUAGCCAUUAUAGGUCCCAACGCUAAUGUCACCUCAACCAUGAUAAGUAACUAUGCCGGUGUACCAUGUCAAUACACUACUCCUUUACAGGGAUUGCAAAAUUACGUGUCAUCUAUCACAUACGAGCCGGGAUGCUCUGAUGUGGGCUGCAACAAGGACAGCCAAAUUGAGGCUGCAGCAAAGGCGGCAGCUGCAUCUGAUGUGGUGAUAAUCGUGGUGGGGCUUGACCAGUCCAUCGAAAGAGAAGGGCUGGAUAGAAUAAACUUGACGUUGCCAGGAUUUCAAGAGAAGCUUGUAAAUGAAGUUGCUAACUCAACAAACGGAUCUGUGAUCCUUGUUGUCAUGUCAGCUAGUCCAGUUGAUAUUUCCUUCGCGAAGAAAAAUAGUAACAUUGGGGCGAUUCUGUGGGUGGGAUAUCCUGGUCAAGAUGGAGGUUCUGCCAUAGCUCAAAUCCUAUUCGGAGACUAUAAUCCAGGUGGGAGGUCUCCUUUUACUUGGUACCCACAGGAAUAUGUAGAUAAAGUGCCAAUGACCGACAUGAAUAUGAGGCCUAAUGCUUCAAAAAACUUUCCAGGAAGAACCUACAGAUUCUACAAUGGAAAAGCCAUCUAUGAAUUUGGCCAUGGCCUAAGUUACACAACAUUUUCCAAGUUUGUAAUAUCUUCACCUUCCACCAUCCUUAUUAAGCAAAAAUCCACUAAUUCAAGUAAAGAUAUUCUUUCUUCAAACUUGAACACUCAACCAAAUGGCCAAGCCAUUGAUGUCACAUCAGUGGACUGCCAGGACUUACAAUUCCAGGUGGUUAUCGGGGUUAAAAAUGACGGAAACUUUGAUGGGUCCCACGUCGUGCUCUUGUUCUGGAAGCCGGGAAACACAUCAGUCGUGACCGGAGCACCCAAUAUACAGCUGGUGGGAUUUGAUAGAGUGGAGGUGAAGAGAAGGAAAAAUAACACUGUUACAUUAAAGUUAGAUGUUUGCAAGGAUUUGAGCAUUGCUGAUGCAGAUGGGAAGAGAAAAUUGAUCACUGGUCAGCAUACAUUUGUGGUUGGUUCUUCCAGUGAACGCCAAGUAAAGUACAAUUUCAAUAUUAGGGUGGCAAAAAGCAAUGAAGAAGGAGGUUAA
Molecule: messenger RNA, 2361 nt
Organism: Fraxinus pennsylvanica
Lineage: Eukaryota; Viridiplantae; Streptophyta; Magnoliopsida; Lamiales; Oleaceae
Source: the annotation of a GenBank genome assembly